UUGUACGAGGCAGACCUUGGAACCUCGGUUCACUUUACUUCUUCACUGCUAUAGUAUGACAUUCGGAUUUUGUUAACAUUCUAAUAAAUUGUAUACAUUUUUUUUUUUUUUACCCUUGUUCGUAUUGUGCGACCCGACUGCUUCAAUUCAUUUUCCCUACGACGUCUUAUUCAUUUUCCGCGAUACCUCAAAAAACACAAAAACCAUGGAUUCUAAUUUUAUUGAGACUAUAAAAAAUAAUUCUAAGAAAAAUAUAUACAAAAUACGUCGGUUCGACUGCAAUAUAUGUCAAAGGAGGUUUACAAACAAAAGUAAUAUAAUUCGGCAUAUUGCAAAAUCACACUCCAGUAAUUCCGUGGAAAAGAAAGCGCCUCAAAAAAAUAAAGCCAAUCGUCAAAACGUCAGAAUCAGAAAGUAUACUCGAAACAAAGAUGGCCAAUUUAAUUGUGGUAUUUGUUUGAAAAGUGUUUCGUCAAUAUCAAGCUUGAGAAGACAUUGGCGCAUUCAUACGGACCAAAAACCCUUUAAAUGCGAUGCCUGUGCAAAAACAUUUAGUCAAAAAACAAAUCUCGAGGCACAUGCAAGUACGCAUACCGGCGAGAAACCCUUUAAAUGCGAUGUCUGUGAAAAAACAUUUGGUCUACAAUCACACCUCAUAAGACAUAAAAGGGUACACACCGGAGAGAAACCCUAUAAAUGCAAAGUGUGUGCAAAAACAUUCAGUCAACACUCUUCCCUCAAAACUCAUGAACGCAUACAUACCGGCGAGAACCCCUAUAAAUGCGAUGUCUGUGAAAAAACAUUCAGGCAACAAAAUAAUCUUAAAACUCAUGAAAGGGUACACACCGGAGAGAAACCCUAUAAAUGCGACAUCUGUGAAAAAACAUUUGGUUAUCAGUCUACCCUCAAAACUCAUGAAAGGGCACAUACCAGCGAGAAACCCUUUAAAUGCGAUGUGUGUAAAAAAACAUUUAGUCAACAAUCACACCUCAUAAGACAUAAAAGGGUACACACCGGCGAGAAACCCUUUAAAUGCGAUGUUUGUGAAAAAACAUUUAGUCAAAUGCAUCAUCUUAAGACUCAUGAAAGGAUACAUACCGGCGAGAAACUAUUCAAAUGCUGUGUGUGUAAAAAAUGUUUUUAUACACAAUCUAACCUCAAAAAACAUGAAAGGAUACAUACCGGAGAGAAACCCUUUAAAUGCUGUGUGUGUGAAAGAACAUUUGGUUGUCAGAGCUCCCUCAAAAAACAUGAAAGGAUACAUACCGGCGAAAAGCCAUUUAAAUGCAAUGUCUGUGAAAAAACGUUCAGUCAACAAGGUAAUCUCAGGAUACAUGAAAGGAUACAUACCGGCGAGAAACCCUUUAGAUGCGAUGUCUGUGAAAAAACAUUCAGCCGACAAGUUAUUCUCAAAACUCAUGAAAGAGUACAUGCCGGCGAGAAACCCUAUAAAUGCGAUGUCUGUGAAAAAACAUUCAGCCACCAAAGUAGUCUCGAGAUACAUGGACGCAUACACACCGGCGAGAAACCCUUUAAAUGCGAUGUCUGUGAAAAAAACUUUAAUAACCAACCUGGUCUUAAGAGACAUGCACGUAUACAUACCGGCGAGAAACUAUUCAAAUGCGAUGUCUGUAAAAAAACCUUCAUUGAACACUCUGAUCUUAAGAAUCAUGCACGUAUACAUACCGGCGAGAAACCCUUUAAAUGCCGUGUAUGUGACAUAUUUUUUGGUUUCCAAUCUAGCCGGAAAUAUCACGAAAGGAUACAUACCGGAGAGAAACCUUUUAAAUGCGAUAUUUGUGAAAAAACAUUUGGUAUUCAGACUUCCCUCAAAACCAUGAAAGAAUACAUACCGGAGAGAAACCCUUUAGAUGCGAUGUCUGUGAAAAAACAUUUGGUAGACAACAUCACCUCAAAAACCAUGAACUCAUGCAUACCGGAGAGAAACCUUUUAGAUGCGAUAUCUGUGAAAAAACAUUCGGUAGAACAACAUCACCUCAAAAACCAUGAACGCAUACAUACCGGAGAGAAACCCUAUAAAUGCGAUGUCUGUGAAAAAACAUUUCGUAGUUCGUCUCAACUCAAAAGUCAUGAACGCAUACAUAUUGGUUGAGUAAGUUACAAAUGCGCAGCUUGUGGUAAAUCAUAUGGUCGCCAAAAUACUCUCAAAAGUCAUCAAGCAAAAGCACACGGCUCAUAGCUUGAUAAAGCUCACGUGACUAUUUGGCAGUUUUAAUAUCGUUUUUUUAGAAUCUAUUUGUUAUUAUUUUGCUUUUUUUUUUCUUACCAUUUAAUUAAUUUUUAUUAGUUUUCUUUUAAUUUUUUUAUUAUUAAUAUCGUUAAACUCAUUAAUAUAACUAAGACAUUUUCCAUGUAAAUUGUUCGACGGGUCACGUGAAUUAAUUAGUCUUUAUAUUUUUACAAUGUAAUUGUUAAAUUGCAUUAUUUACACAUGCGUUAUAGAAAGAAAAAAAUGUUAAUUUUCUUAUUUUUUAUUAUAAAAUGCCAGUAGUCUUUUAUAAUCACUGUUGGCU
This is a messenger RNA of Adelges cooleyi (spruce gall adelgid), 2534 nucleotides long. Its product is annotated as zinc finger protein 883-like. Gene Ontology annotation, biological process: regulation of transcription by RNA polymerase II. The coding region runs from base 206 to 2113 and encodes 635 amino acids. The transcript has 2 exons. Gene Ontology annotation, molecular function: DNA-binding transcription factor activity; RNA polymerase II cis-regulatory region sequence-specific DNA binding. Lineage: Eukaryota; Metazoa; Arthropoda; Insecta; Hemiptera; Adelgidae. The record is from RefSeq and is a predicted model, not a curated record.